CACACAUCCAUUUUAUUUUGUUGGAUGUCUGCUGUCUGUGUUUCAGCUCCUGAUGUGUCUGUAUUCAGCAGUGUAUCUGGACAUGAAGGUGGUAAUGUCAGUGUCCAGUGUUUCUACAGUUCUGGAUACAGGACAUUACAGAAACAGUGGUGCAGAUAUAAAGAUCAGAAGUGUUUCACAGAGAAGAAGACUGACACAUCCCAGAAUCCAUCAGUGCAGAUCAGUGAUAAUGGUGAAAGAUGCUUCACUGUGCUGAUGACUGGACUGAGACUCUCUGAUUCUGGAUGGUAUUUCUGCUCUGCUGGAGAUCGCAUCAUUCCUGUUCAACUCACUGUAACCACUUUAGAAUCAGUAAACAUUAACACAGAUUCAAAUAAUGAAGAUGGAGAUGAAGAACUUUCGCCCGUGUGGUUUUUAGCUUCAGCCCUAGUUCUUCUGAUUUCAUUUAUUGUGGUUGGUGUUUUUAUCUGGAUAUGGAGACAUAGACCAAUGCAAGAUGAACAUCAAUUAAAAGAGAGGAACACUAGUAGGACCACUGAUGAAAUCUCCUCUAAACAUGAUGAUCUUGCUGUAUACUGCUCUAUAAAUGAUGAAACCCCAUAUUCCAUUUCUCCACUGGAUCCCAACAAGAACAUGAUCUACAGUACUAUUGAUUAUAUUCCUGGGAGUGAAGCUAAGAGUCCAGCAGGAGGAGGUGUUUACUGCUCUGUGGGUCCACACUGAGAAAACACAGAUUUUACUGUCUAACAGCAAAUGAAUAACACGACUGCUUCUUUUAGCUUUAUUUUAUUUAAUGUUUAAGGGUGUGUUCACACUUGGCUGGUUUGAUGUAUGUAGUGUACCUGUCCUAUGCAACUCUUGCAUUUCUUUGUUUGGAGAGAGACUCUGAUUGGAGAUCUUCUCAUGACUCUGAAUAAAAUAUGUUCAAAAGUC
Messenger RNA from Danio rerio (zebrafish), 933 nucleotides. Lineage: Eukaryota; Metazoa; Chordata; Actinopteri; Cypriniformes; Danionidae. The record is from RefSeq and is a predicted model, not a curated record.